AUGUCUAUACGUACGGAGUACCUGGAUAAGACAAAUCGCUUGGAAGUUGGUACACAGAAGCAGAACGAUGGUAAGAUUAGUCAUGAUAUGGGCCCUUUUAGAUUCAGGGGAGCCCUAAAGGGUUCUGAAGCUUGGCGUUAUCAUGAAAAUACGAACGUGAAAGGGCUUGUUUGGCGAUGGAUGGCUUAG
Molecule: messenger RNA, 189 nt
Organism: Sclerotinia sclerotiorum 1980 UF-70
Lineage: Eukaryota; Fungi; Ascomycota; Leotiomycetes; Helotiales; Sclerotiniaceae
Exons: 3
Coding region: 1-189 (62 amino acids)
Source: RefSeq, a predicted model, not a curated record